AUGGAAGAAAAACAGAAGUUAGUACCGCGCAUGGAAUGGCUCAAUGAAUUCGCCCGACCAGAAACGGCUGGCGCUAAUUCGAAUGGGAAUUUCAAAAAAGUUUGGUCGAGAAAUGUCUUUGAUAUUGUCAGCAAGGUUGGUCAACGCCGGAAUUUAAAAACAGAGCUGGGUACCGCACAUGGAAUGGCCUAAUGAGCUCGAAAUUUCCUUAAAACCGUCUUUUAUUUCAUUUUUUGGCAUCUCAUUGGAAGCGAUUCAUGUCAUCACGGACAUAUUUGCUAAGCAACAGAAAAAUGAACAUGUUCCUUUUUUUUCGAUCAUUUUUCUGCGAGAAAAUGUUCCGCGCGGCCGUUUUAUUCCUUCACAUUGCUUUUUCAGAGGUUUUAUUUAUUAAUCUCACGUAACUUCGAUAUCGAAUGGAUCUUUGAAACUUAGGAACGCCGAAGUGGCCCCUAUAGGGACAAAGGGCCUUUAAAAGUUCCCUAGAGGGACCACUUAAGCUUUGGUGACUUAGUGGUCGGACCCUGAACCCAUAUAAAGAAUACCAUUACCACUGUAGGGAGCCCUUUUUCGCCCCUAUAGGGGCUGAUUUUUCUCCUUAACCCUAUAGGGGCCACUCUCGACGUUCCUGAGAUACUGAAACUAGACAGUUAAUGAACAAAAAGAUGAUAAAUCAUUUCUUGCAGUUCUACUCGGCCGAGAUCACCCAAGUUCGAUUCUACACGAUCAAAAAGCCGUACGAUUUGGCCAGCAGACAUGUCCUCAAAACUGUGAGAUUUAGAGUUUCUGAAGAGACGGCAGAGAAAGAGAGAUCCUUUGCCUGUCUGGCGUCUCUUCAGGCCGCCAUUAUCUCUCACCUUCCCUAGUCAAAAACGCCAGAGUGGCCCCUAGAGUGGAACCACCAAUUUUGCCCCUCCAGGGGCCACUCUGGCUUCUCUGAGUAUUUUUUUCUUGAAAAAUCGGCAGACAUGUCCUCAAAACUGUAAGAUUCAGCAUUUCUGAAGAGACGGCAGAGAAAGAGAGAUUCUCUGCUUGUCUUGCGUCUCUUCAGACCACCACUGAUCUAUCACCUCGCGUCAGAGUGGCCCCUAGAGUGGAACCACCAAUUUUGCCCCUCCAGGGGCCAUUCUGGCUUCUCUGAGUAUUUUUUUCUUGAAAAAUCGAUAAAGUCCAGGGUAUUCCAAUCAACCCACCUUUCAACAAUAGAAGCAUGGAUAAUUGCUUCGCAAAGUGUGUUCAAGUCGGCUGUAUUCUAGUCACCGUUUAUUGUCAAGGAACUAACGUAAGUCUAUUUUUUCCGAUAACUCUUAAAUUUUUUGAAAAUCGCGGUACAAUGAGCAAAAAAAGGAAAAAACCGAGAGGAAAAGAUCUGACAAAUGAAAGUCUGCUCCAUGGAUAAAUUUUUACUAUCCGACAUCAUGGAUCUCCAUAACUUAAGCAGGCCGUUUCGGAGCGUUUCUAGUGACCACUUUAGUGGCGUCAGAUGCUUCAAAAGGUCUCUAGGAUUGUGAGAUCAUUAUUGAGGUUUAAAAAAGGUGAAAAAGUGCUCUGGACGUUUCCGGGCGAUUCUAGUGACCAAUUAAGGGGGCUAAAGCUACUAAAGUGGUCACUAGCAAUGCCCUAACAGGUCUGCUUCUGGUCUGGGACGAGAAAGAAUGUGAAGAAAAAGUUUCACUUAGCCAUGGGGCGCACUUUCUCGGCUUUUUUUUUUCAGAAAACAGAAAUUAGAAAUUAACCAAAAUAGAUAUUUUGACUCAUCAGAAAAGUUUUUUCAGACCUACUGCGCCCUAAUCGACUGGCCCCACACUUUGGAUCCAGAAGAUGGACGGGAACUACCGUUCAACGAUUCCACCUACAGAUAUUCCUUCUACCCGGAUAAUUCGACCUUCGACUGCAGUCAGCCGCACGUCUCCUGGCUUGACACUUUUUUCCAGCCUUGA
Caenorhabditis auriculariae is the source of this 1940-nucleotide messenger RNA. The record is from the annotation of a GenBank genome assembly. Lineage: Eukaryota; Metazoa; Nematoda; Chromadorea; Rhabditida; Rhabditidae.